UGCGUCUUGCGUCUCGCUGUAGGCCUUGUAUAGGGCUCUUCGUCACACUCACCAUACUUGUACAGUCCGGAAGCGACGAACAUCGUAUCGGGCGGAGGGAUGCCGAGCAGGGCACCGCCUGCAAGUAUUAGAGGCUCGUGGCUAGCUUUCUCUGCACUCCCACCGUCGUGUUGUCCAAAACCCUCGAGUGGAAUCUACUGUCGAGCAAGAUAUGGCCAGGGGGCUAGGCGCUACUCCUAUCAGGAGAUAGUGCUGUGCGGCUUCGUUGCCGACGGAAAAGGGAGGGCGAUAGCUCCAGCCUAUGAGCGGGUCGAGACGAGGGUGAGCGGAUUGAUGAAGAGAGCCAGCGAGGAUGGGAUUGCGAUGCGAUACGAGUGUGAGAGUAGGAAUUUGCUCUGAACAAGCGACGAAGUUGUAGUCUACCCUCGGAGUUGGCCGUGUGGCCUGGCCUGGCCUACCACUCAAGUCUACUCAUCCCUCCCGCGGCGGGUGUUGAUCUCGGG
This is a messenger RNA of Microstroma glucosiphilum, 503 nucleotides long. RefSeq lists its product as hypothetical. The record is from RefSeq and is a predicted model, not a curated record. NCBI's taxonomy places the organism in Eukaryota, Fungi, Basidiomycota, Exobasidiomycetes, Microstromatales, Microstromataceae. The coding region runs from base 100 to 399 and encodes 99 amino acids. The transcript has a single exon.